AUGGAUAUUUUACAACAGAUGAACUUAUCUGACUUCACACUGUAUGAUCUGAUAAACGUGAAAGGCGUGGAGGACACUAUCGACAAAUACCCGUUGAUGGCAUCACCGGUGCCAGGAUCCAUACUAAUAGCGAUAUAUCUUUACUUCAUCUACAAAUGGGGCCCAAACUUUAUGGAAAAUCGCAAACCAUUCGACUUGAAGUUGGUCAUAGCCGCUUACAAUAUCUUUCAAGUCAUUGCGUGCGCUUAUUUGGUGCUGAACUAUAUUAAAGUAGGGUUCGAGUUUAGUUUUAUCGGAAGAUGCACACCAAAACUACCCGUGCAGGAGUACGAACAUGGCUACGAUGCGGUUUACUAUGGCUGGCUUGCCAUGUGCCUGCGGAUGGUGGAAUUUAUCGAAACCGUCUUCUUUGUUUUGAGGAAAAAGCAGAAUCAAGUAUCAGCGUUGCACGUCUAUCAUCACAUUAGCACUUUCCUAAUUGUGUGGUGGAGUCUGAAACUAAGCUUAUCUUAUCAGGAAAUGUCGAUUAUGGUGCUCAACUCGAUCGUCCAUAUCAUCAUGUACUCGUACUAUCUGCUGUCAUCGUACAAAAUGUUCCGUCCGGUGACGAGCCGCGUUAAGCCUGCCAUCACUAUCAUCCAGCUGGCUCAGCUGGUGACGAUGCUGGUCCACGUGAAUGCCGCUCUGCAACCGACGUGUGCCGCCAACAAGUUUAUCUACAUGCUGCAUGCCAUUAAUCUCGUCAUCCUGAUCAGUUUGUUCACCAACUUCUACCUGCAGACCUACAUCAAGAAGAGCCGCAAAGCCAAACAAAGCUAG
Messenger RNA from Sabethes cyaneus, 819 nucleotides. RefSeq names its product elongation of very long chain fatty acids protein 1. Gene Ontology annotation, cellular component: endoplasmic reticulum membrane. The transcript has 5 exons. Gene Ontology annotation, biological process: fatty acid elongation, monounsaturated fatty acid; sphingolipid biosynthetic process; fatty acid elongation, saturated fatty acid. Bases 1 to 819 code for a protein of 272 amino acids. Lineage: Eukaryota; Metazoa; Arthropoda; Insecta; Diptera; Culicidae. The record is from RefSeq and is a predicted model, not a curated record. Gene Ontology annotation, molecular function: fatty acid elongase activity.